Molecule: messenger RNA, 552 nt
Organism: Diachasma alloeum
Lineage: Eukaryota; Metazoa; Arthropoda; Insecta; Hymenoptera; Braconidae
Exons: 1
Coding region: 1-552 (183 amino acids)
Source: RefSeq, a predicted model, not a curated record
AUGGAGCAAAGAGGAGAAGGAGGGGCAGCAAUAGGGGCAGGAGCUGGAGCGAAGAUAUAUAUACUACUGUACGCGGAUGACGCGGCUGUAGUGGCGGAGGAGGGAGCGGAGCUAGGGAAGAUGCUGAGGACUCUGGAACGUUGGGCUGACGAAAACUGGAUGGAGGUAAGCGUGGAAAAAACAAAGAUAAUGAUCUUCAGGAAAGGAAGAAGAAAAAGCGCGGAGAGCUGGAAGUACAAAGGAAAAGAGGUAGAGAUAGUGAAGGAGUUCAAGUAUUUAGGGUUCUGGUUCACGACAAGGAAUACAUUCGAAAAGCAGUCGAGGAAGCUAGCUGGAAAGGCACCGAUGAUGAUAAAUAAGGGCUGGGGAGAAAUGACGCGAGAGAGGUUGAAAAACCUAAGAAGGAGGCUGUAUUUUAUGGGGGCGACAGUGAAGGUGGCGGCGUUGUAUGGAGUGGAGCUGUGGGACUGGAAAAGGCAGGAGGCAAUUGAGAGAGUACAGAAGAAGUACAUCAAAGCAAGCAUGGGACUAGCAAGGAAUACGUCAGACUAG